Messenger RNA from Myripristis murdjan (pinecone soldierfish), 2214 nucleotides. It is a transcript of the gene minpp1b, whose product is annotated as multiple inositol-polyphosphate phosphatase 1b. The transcript is spliced from 7 exons. NCBI's taxonomy places the organism in Eukaryota, Metazoa, Chordata, Actinopteri, Holocentriformes, Holocentridae. Bases 71 to 1447 code for a protein of 458 amino acids. Gene Ontology annotation, molecular function: inositol phosphate phosphatase activity; acid phosphatase activity. The record is from RefSeq and is a predicted model, not a curated record.
GGAGGUCACGUGUACCCGGAAGUAGAAGAAAGUAAACACAGCCGGUGUGGAGCCACCUCGGACCGGCGACAUGAGCUCGGUUUCGCCCCAGAGGAGCGUCGCCCUGGCGGCGUUCAGCCUGCUGCUGACCCGCCUGGCCCACUGCUCGGCCUCCGCCCGGGACACGCCGACCAUCGCCGGAUACUUCGGCACCAAGGGCCGCUACGAGGAGGUGAACCCGCACCUGCUGCGGGACAUCCUGGCCGUCAACAGGUCGGUUCUGAGGGCACCGGAGAGCGAGCGGUGCCGCCCGGUGUUUCUGUCCGCCGUCAUCCGGCACGGCAGCCGCUACCCGACCGUGAAGAACAUCCGGAGGAUCCGGCGGCUGUACGAGCUGGUGCGGGCGGAGGCUGCGAGCCCCGCGGCCUGGCUGGAGGAGAUCCGGAGCGGCUGGGACAUGUGGUACACCGACGACAUGGACGGCCAGCUGGUGGAGAAGGGCCGCUCUGACCUCAGGAACCUGGCCCGGCGGCUGGCCGCGCUGCUGCCGUCGCUGCUGUCCGAGGAGAACCUGCGGCGGCGGAGGAUCCGCUUCCUGAGCAGCUCCAAGCACCGCUGCCUGGCCAGCAUGGAGGCCUUCCAGGAGGGGCUGCACCUGCACUGGGGGGCGACAGAUGUGGGCUUCCAGCACGUGGUGAACGACGAGCUGAUGCGUUUCUUCGAGCGUUGCCGUGGUUACGUGGACGGCGUGGAGAACAACCGCUCUGCGCUGGUGGAGGUGGAGAAGUUCAAAGGCGGCGAGGAGAUGGAGGCGGUGAGGAGGAGGAUGGCCGAGCGGCUGGGCCUUCCUCCCCACCGCCUCACGCCCGACCUGGUGGAAGCCGCCUUCUUCCUGUGUUCCUACGAGUUUUCCAUCAGAUCCCUGAACUCGCCCUGGUGCUUCCUGUUCGACGAGAACGACGCCAAAGUGUUGGAGUACAAGUCGGACCUGAAGCAGUUCUGGAAGCGAGCUCACGGUCACCAGAUCAACAGCAGGUCCAGCUGCGCUCUGCUGCAGGACGUCUUCAGAGAGCUGCAGGCGGCCGGCGCCAGGUCGGACGGCCCAGGCUCCGCCUCCAUCCAGCUGGGCCACGCCGAGACGCUGCUGCCGCUGCUCGCCCUGCUGGGCCUGUACCGAGACCCCGCCCCCCCCGCCGCCCACAACUACCACACACAGCACGGCAGAAGUUUCCGGACCAGCCGGAUCGUCCCGUACGCCGCCAACCUGCUGUUCGUCCUGUACGACUGCCGGCCGGCCGCCCGCCUGCAGCUGCUGCUCAACGAGUCGCCGGUUCGAUUCCCGGGCCUGCAGGAGGACGCCCCGCUGCUGCGGGACGUCCUGGCGGCGUACCGCCACCUGCUGGACGGCUGCGACGUCGACAAGGAGUGUGAGGUGAAGCCCGGCCACCGGCCCAACAACGAGCUCUGAGCUGCACCCGGCUCAGAUUACAGGAGUCCCAUCACAGCAUCCAGAUUAUAUGAUUCUGAUUACACCAUAUAGGGUUCAUAUUACUAAAUUCAGAUUAUCAGGGUUCAGAUUACAGGGUUCAGAUCAUGGAUUUCAGAUUUUCAAGAUUGAGAUUACACCAUUCAGAUUAUAGGGUUCAUAUUACAAGAUUGUUAUUAGAGAACUCUUUAGAGAUUUUUAGGAUUAAGAUUACAGGGUUCAGAUUACAGGGUUCAGAUUAAGUUCAGUCUGAUCAGAGGAGAGGUGAUCAAUAAAUCAAUAAACACUCACUCCUGUGUAAACGGGGCAACCGGUUACCUCAGAUUUAAUCCAACGUGUUAAUCUCUGGCAGAUUAUUAUUAUUAUGACGUGAGGUACCAUGGAUAUGUAAAGCCGACACACUCGAUCGGGUUUUGUGUUUUUAUUGUUUUGAAGUUUAAAUCUUCAGUUAGAGUGGAUUAAAGGGCCAAUAAGUGCUGAGUACUGACCUCUGCUGGUCAGCAGCAGGAAUUACAACACUGAUCAAACUCAGGGGGGAGGAGUCGAGCUCUGUGACACUUUAUUUUGUUUCCUCCCGUGACGAGGAGAAACGAACAAACCAAAAAAAACUGAGCAGAGUAACUGACAGACGACAGACUGACGCCUGGAGAACUGAGAAACAUCUGGUCAGAUUAGAUCAGAUUAGAUCUGAUCAGAUCACAUGAUCCGAUGUGAUCAGGGCUGAGGAGGAGGGUGUGACGUUCUGAGAC